This is a messenger RNA of Sander lucioperca (pikeperch), 458 nucleotides long. RefSeq names its product defensin, beta-like 2 (gene defbl2). The coding region runs from base 64 to 255 and encodes 63 amino acids. The record is from RefSeq and is a predicted model, not a curated record. Lineage: Eukaryota; Metazoa; Chordata; Actinopteri; Perciformes; Percidae. The transcript has 3 exons.
UGCUGUAUAAAUGCAGCAUCAGCCUGUCAACAACAGUGUCUGAAAGCUUAUUGGUACCUAAACAUGAAGGGACUGAGCUUGGUUCUCCUUGUGCUUCUCCUGAUGCUCACAGUCGGGGAGGGCAAUGAUCCAGAAAUGCAGUACUGGACAUGUGGGUAUAGAGGACUCUGCAGACGGUUCUGCUAUGCUCAGGAGUACAUCGUUGGUCAUCACGGUUGCCCUCGAAGAUACAGGUGCUGUGCUGUGCGGUCUUAGCAUCUGCAUGCACCAGUAUGAGGGCUGACAUCUCCAGCACAGGAUGCUGUGAUCCUGGUCUACAGACGGCAUUAUUCUGGACAAACCAUUUUGACAACGUUUCUCUCAAUCAACCCCUCUUGGACAUCUAAAAUGCUUUUGAAGUGGAUUUUAUAUACAGCUCAUUUUACAGCUAUUAGGUGUGCAGCUGCAAUCCUGCUGCU